UUUGGGGUGUCGCUACUCUUGUUUGAGGAGGUGAUUAGGCCAAACUGUGUGGCUGCCAAGGUGGCCUUUGGAGAAGGUAACAGCUCGGGAUGGAGGCGAGACGGAGGCGGGGCUGUCUGCAGAUGUUCCUGGCCCCCGGGGCAGGGGGCGCCUGAGGAGUUGUAGGGUCUCUCAUAAUCCCUCAGCGCAGCUCUCUCGCCCCUCCAGUGGGAAGUACGGAUUCACACAUUUUUGGAGACGUGUUCUCUUGGGGUCUGACUCCAUCUUUCAGGAAGACUGCACCAUGUUUAAGUAAGGAACUGUGAAUGCUUAAACUAUGUUUAAGUAAGGACCUGUCACUCCACUCCGCUGGUUAUUUGGUAGGAGAUACAGCCCAAGCUCUCAUUGCUAGUUAGUGACUCAACCGCACCACCCAGCGCAUAGCAAAGCGCUGAUGCUUAGGAAGGUCCCCUUUGAGGGACACGCUUAGUGGGGGUCACUUUAAGGAACACAAAGAAAUCCUCCUUUAAGUCUCUUCUGUGGUUCAUGAAAAAGGAAAGAAACUCUCCAUCCUCACCUUUAAGUCUCAACAGAUGGCUUGAUGAGCAAUUAUCAGGUACCAGAUUGGCUGGGAAUAAUGAUAGAACAUGACCUACCAUCAGGCCCCCUGUGGAUCAAAUACAGCCCACGCCAAAUGAAAGCCACUGGAAGAUGAGAGACUGCUUAGGCGCCACCACUAGUACCAUGAGUCCCUGCACUGGUUAAAGCCAUCGCCACAACCUGGACAGGCAGCAAGGGCUCUGGGUUUGCAGAGAGCCGAAAUGACCAUGACUGCCAACAAGAAUUCCAGCAUCACCCACGGAGCUGGAGGCACUAAGGCCCCUCGGGGGACUCUGAGCAGGUCUCAGUCAGUCUCUCCACCUCCAGUUCUCUCCCCACCAAGGAGUCCCAUCUACCCGCUCAGUGAUAGUGAAACCUCAGCCUGCAGGUACCCCAGCCACUCCAGCUCCCGGGUGCUCCUCAAGGACCGGCACCCCCCAGCUCCUUCACCCCAGAAUCCUCAAGAUCCCUCCCCAGAUACUUCCCCAGCCACCUGUCCCUUCAAGACCACUAGCUUCGGUUAUUUGGACAGAAGCCCUUCGGCGUGCAAGAGAGAAGCCCAGAAGGAGAAUGUCCAAGGCGCAGCCCAGGAUGUAGCAGGGGUAGCUGCCUGCCUCCCCCUUGCCCAGAGCACGCCAUUCCCGGGGCCAGCGGCUGGCCCCCGGGGCGUCUUGCUGACCCGUACCGGUACCCGCGCUCACAGCCUGGGCAUCCGGGAGAAGAUCUCAGCAUGGGAAGGUCGCCGAGAGGCAUCGCCCAGGAUGAGCAUGUGUGGAGAGAAGCGGGAGGGCUCUGGGAGCGAGUGGGCGGCCAGUGAGGGCUGCCCCAGCCUGGGCUGUCCCAGCGUGGUGCCGUCCCCCUGCAGCUCAGAAAAGACCUUUGAUUUCAAGGGCCUCCGGAGGAUGAGCAGGACCUUCUCCGAGUGUUCCUACCCAGAGACUGAGGAGGAGGGAGAGGCGCUCCCUGUCCGGGACUCUUUCUACCGGCUGGAGAAACGGCUGGGCCGGACUGAGCCCAGCGCCUUCCUCAGGGGGCAUGGCAGCAGGAAGGAGAGCUCAGCAGUGCUGAGCCGGAUCCAGAAAAUUGAACAGGCCCUGAAGGAGCAGCCAGGCCGGGGGCUCCCCCAGCUCCCCAGCAGCUGCUACAGUGUGGACCGGGGGAAAAGGAAGACUGGAACCUUGGGCGCUUUGGAGGAGCCGGCAGGGGGCGCGAGUGUGAACGCUGGCAGCCGGGCAGUCGGAGUGGCUGGAGUUGGGGGGGAGGCGGGCCCACCCCCAGAGAGGGAAGGCAGUGGUUCCACUAAGCCCGGGACCCCUGGAAAUAGCCCUAGCUCCCAGCAGCUGCCAUCGAAGAGUUCCCCCGAUCCUGCUGUGAACCCUGUCCCCAAACCCAAGCGCACCUUUGAAUACGAGGCUGACAAGAACCCCAAGAGUAAGCCCAGCAAUGGUCUACCUCCUUCACCCACACCUGCUGCUCCACCCCCUUUGCCCUCCACCCCAGCCCCGCCAGUCACCCGGAGACCCAAGAAGGACAUGCGUGGUCACCGCAAGUCCCAGAGCAGAAAAUCCUUUGAGUUUGAGGAUGCAUCCAGUCUCCAGUCCCUGUACACCUCUUCUCCCACUGAGAAUGGUACUGAGAACCAACCCAAGUUUGGAUCCAAAAGCACUUUAGAAGAAAAUGCCUAUGAAGAUAUUGUGGGAGAUCUGCCCAAGGAGAAUCCAUACGAGGAUGUGGACUUAAAGAGCCGAAGAGCAGGACGAAAAUCCCAGCAACUGUCUGAGAACUCCUUGGACUCUUUGCACAGGAUGUGGAGUCCUCAGGACAGGAAGUACAACAGCCCACCCACACAGCUUUCCCUGAAACCCAACAGCCAGUCCCUGCGCAGUGGGAACUGGUCAGAAAGGAAGAGCCACCGGCUGCCACGAUUACCCAAGAGGCACAGCCAUGACGACAUGCUGCUGCUGGCUCAGCUGAGCCUGCCGUCCUCACCCUCCAGCCUCAACGAAGACAGCCUCAGCACCACCAGCGAGCUGCUGUCCAGCCGCCGGGCCCGCCGUAUUCCCAAGCUUGUCCAAAGAAUUAACUCCAUCUACAAUGCCAAGAGGGGAAAGAAGAGAUUAAAAAAGUUGUCUAUGUCCAGCAUUGAAACAGCAUCACUGAGAGAUGAAAACAGUGAGAGCGAGAGCGACUCUGACGACAGGUUCAAAGCCCACACACAGCGCCUGGUCCACAUCCAGUCGAUGCUGAAGCGCGCCCCCAGCUAUCGCACGCUGGAGCUGGAGCUGCUGGAGUGGCAGGAGCGGGAGCUUUUUGAGUACUUUGUGGUGGUGUCCCUCAAGAAGAAGCCAUCGCGAAACACCUACCUCCCCGAAGUCUCCUACCAGUUUCCCAAGCUGGACCGACCCACCAAGCAGAUGCGAGAGGCAGAGGAAAGGCUCAAAGCCAUUCCCCAGUUUUGCUUCCCUGAUGCCAAGGACUGGCUCCCUGUGUCAGAGUAUAGCAGUGAGACGUUUUCUUUCAUGCUGACUGGGGAAGAUGGCAGCAGACGCUUUGGCUACUGCAGGCGCUUACUGCCAAGUGGGAAAGGGCCCCGGUUGCCAGAGGUGUACUGUGUCAUCAGCCGCCUUGGCUGCUUCGGCUUGUUUUCCAAGGUCCUAGAUGAGGUGGAGCGCCGGCGUGGGAUCUCCGCUGCACUGGUCUAUCCUUUCAUGAGAAGUCUCAUGGAGUCACCCUUCCCAGCCCCAGGGAAGACCAUCAAAGUGAAGACAUUCCUGCCAGGUGCUGGCAAUGAGGUGUUAGAGCUGCGGCGGCCCAUGGACUCAAGACUGGAGCAUGUGGACUUUGAGUGCCUUUUUACCUGCCUCAGUGUGCGCCAGCUCAUCCGAAUCUUUGCCUCGCUGCUGCUGGAGCGCCGGGUCAUUUUUGUGGCAGAUAAGCUCAGUACCCUCUCCAGCUGCUCCCACGCGGUGGUGGCCUUGCUCUACCCCUUCUCCUGGCAGCACACCUUCAUUCCUGUCCUCCCGGCCUCCAUGAUUGACAUCGUCUGCUGUCCCACCCCCUUCCUGGUUGGCCUGCUCUCCAGCUCCCUCCCCAAACUGAAGGAGCUGCCUGUGGAGGAGGCGCUGAUGGUGAAUCUGGGAUCUGACCGAUUCAUUCGACAGAUGGACGACGAGGACACGUUGUUACCUAGGAAGUUACAGGCAGCUCUGGAGCAGGCUCUGGAGAGGAAGAAUGAGCUGAUCUCCCAGGACUCUGACAGCGACUCCGACGAUGAAUGUAAUACCCUCAAUGGGCUGGUGUCGGAGGUGUUUAUCCGGUUCUUUGUGGAGACCAUUGGGCACUACUCCCUCUUUCUGACACAGAGUGAGAAGGGAGAGAGGGCCUUUCAGCGAGAGGCCUUCCGCAAAUCCGUGGCCUCCAAAAGCAUCCGCCGCUUUCUUGAGGUUUUUAUGGAGUCUCAGAUGUUUGCUGGCUUCAUCCAAGACAGGGAGCUAAGAAAGUGUCGGGCAAAGGGCCUUUUUGAGCAGCGAGUGGAGCAGUACUUAGAAGAACUCCCGGACACUGAGCAGAGUGGAAUGAAUAAGUUUCUCCGAGGUUUGGGCAACAAAAUGAAGUUUCUCCACAAGAAGAAUUAAGCCCCCUUCUCAGUAGCAGAGUCCAGUGCCUUGCAGAGCCUGAAGCCUGGGGAGAAGGCCCAGCCUGGGACCCUCUGGGCUGCUGUGGCUCCUCUGCCUCCACAGAUCCCAUCCUCCAAGCCAGCCCACCUCUGCCUUCAUCAUAUCCCAGGAUACUGUUUGUAAAUAAUCUGCUGUAAGCUUUCUUAACUGUUUUUGUAACAAGCAAAGAGAAUAUGGUAAAUAUUUGUAUAUUCCCAAGGGGCCGGAUGUUUUCCUGUCCUGCCAGAGCAUGGAUGAAGUUUUGCUGGGUGCUCGUGACUGGCCAGUUUUGUGCAGCUGACUGUCUCAGCCAAACCACUGAUCUUCCCUGGAGGCCUUCGGCCUGCCAGCCUGCCUGAGGCCCCGCUGCCAGUCUUGGGCCCUGGAGAGCAGAUGCUGUCUUGUUACGUACAGGAGGACCUUUUAAAAAAAUCAGGAGUUUCAAUUUUUUUCUGGUAGUCCGCAUACCCAUACCCUCUGUUUUUGAAAGGCAAAGGCCAAUCAGUCCCCAUUUGUAGCAUGGCACCAGGGUCUUAGGCCUAGUCCUCUCAUUCCUCCCACCCUCCGAGGUGGUCAGUGUGUCAUGGGAAGCCCACCCCCAGCUCUGCCAGUGCUCUCUGGGCCUGGCUCCCAGUCAGUGGUGGCCACGAUGCGGUACAGGGCAUCCCUCCUUCCCAUCUACGGGUGUUCUCAAUAAACAAUGUACAGUUGUUUGGGCCCAGA
Messenger RNA from Symphalangus syndactylus (siamang), 4958 nucleotides. RefSeq names its product DENN domain containing 2B (gene DENND2B). Gene Ontology annotation, biological process: positive regulation of ERK1 and ERK2 cascade. The record is from RefSeq and is a predicted model, not a curated record. Lineage: Eukaryota; Metazoa; Chordata; Mammalia; Primates; Hylobatidae.